Mercurialis annua (annual mercury) is the source of this 2354-nucleotide messenger RNA. RefSeq names its product proline-rich extensin-like protein EPR1. The record is from RefSeq and is a predicted model, not a curated record. Lineage: Eukaryota; Viridiplantae; Streptophyta; Magnoliopsida; Malpighiales; Euphorbiaceae. The transcript has 2 exons. The coding region runs from base 39 to 2150 and encodes 703 amino acids.
AAUCUCUUCUUCUCCAUUGGAGCUUUGCCAUAGCAGCCAUGGCAGUCACCCAUUUCUUCUUUUGUUCCUCUAUCCUCCUUUUAUCAUUGCUAGCUAUUGCUUCUGCCAGGGACUACGGCUAUGUCGCCCCCAAGCCGGAUAAUAGUUAUAGCUCAGUUCCCAAACCCGAAAAUAUCUAUAAUUCUAUACCAAAAACUGAUAUUGCAAAACCCGAAAAAGUCUACGGUCCUGAACCGAAAUCUGUUGAUGUCAAACCCGAAAAUGACUAUAGUUCUGAACCAAAAUCUGACACCGAAAAACCUGAAAAGGUCUAUAGUCCUGAAUCAAAGCCCGCUGAUGUCAAACCAGAAAAUGUCUACACUCCCGAAUCUAAACCUGCUGAUGUCAAACCUGAAAAUGCCUAUACUCCCGAACCUAAACCUGCUUAUGUCAAACCUGAACCUGUUUACACUCCCGAAUCAAAACCCGCCGAUGUCAAACCAGAAACUGUCUACACUCCUGAACCAAAACCUGCUGAUGUCUACGCGCCAGUACCAAAACCUGAUACUGUGAAAUCCAAAAAUGUCUACACUCCUGAACAAAAACCUGCUUAUGUCAAACCCGAAGAUGUGUAUACCCCUGUACCAAAACCUACUUAUGUGAAACCCGAAAAUGUCUACACUCCUGAACAAAAACCUGCUGAUGUAAAACCCAAAAAUGUUUACACUCCUGAACCAAAACCUGCCGAUGUUAAACCCGAAAAUGUCUACACUCCUGAACAAAAACCUGUAGAUGUCAAACCUGUAGAUGUCUACACUCCUGAACCAAAACUUGCCGAUGUCAAACCGGAAAAUGUUUACACUCCUACACCAAAAUCUACCGAUGUCAAACCCGAAAAUGUCUACACUCCUGCACCAAAACAUGCCGAUGUCAAACCCGAAAAUGUCUACACUCAAGAACCUAAACCCGUUGACGUGAAACCCGAAAAUGCAUACACUCCCGAACCUAAACCUGUUAAUGUCAAACCCGAAAAUACCUACACUCCUGAACCUAAACCUGCUUAUGUCAAACCUGAAGCUGUCUACACUCCCGAACCAAAACCCGCCGAUGUCAAACCUGAAACUGUCUACACUCCUGAACCGAAGCCUACUUAUGUCAAACCCGAAAAUGUCUAUACUCCUGAAUCAAAGCCUGCUGAUGUGAAACCUGAAAAUGUCUACACUCAUGAAUCUAAACCUGCUGAUGUCAAACCUGAAAAUACAUAUAAGCCCGAAACAAAACCUGCUUAUGUCAAACCUGAGAAAACCUACACUCCUGAACCAAAGCCUGCUUAUGUCAAACCCGAUGAAAAAUAUACUCCAAAAUCUGAAGUUGAACCCGAUACUGUCUAUCCCAAAUCAAAACCACAAGAAUAUAGCCCAAAACCUAAAUCAGAUACCACAAAACCCGACGUGACUUAUCCUAAUAAACCAAAUUCAGAUUAUGAAAAACCUGAAGAAAGCCCAAAGCCUAAAUCGUAUACUUCUGAAACCACCUAUCCUAAAUCAAAGCCUGAAGAAUAUAGUCCAGAAGACAAAUCAGAAACUGUAAAACCCGAUACUAAGUACUAUGAAGCAAAACCUGAAGAACCAAAGUUGACUAUUCCUAAACCAGAAACUGACAAAUUAAAUUAUGGUUAUCUUCCAAAACCUGAUCUUAAGAAACUUGAUUAUGGAUAUGUCCCAAAACCUAAAAUAGAUACUGUCAAACCAAGCUAUGGAUACAGUCCAAAGAUGGAAAAUCCUCUCCGAAUUGGCAUAGAAGGUCUUGUCAUGUGCAAAUCGGGUUCUACUUACCUUCCUCUUGCAGGUGCUGUGGCAAGAAUAACAUGUUCAGUCAUAGACGAGAGUGGGUACAAGACGACACCGUUUUCAUGCUUGACCGGUCCUACUGAUGCAAAGGGUUAUUUCUUCAAAGGAUUGUAUAAUAAUUUGAAGGUAGAAGACUGCACUGUCAAACUUGAAAAAUCUCCAUUAAAAUCUUGCAGUUUUGCUACAGAUGUUAACAAAGGAAUUUCUGGUGCUCCUUUUUCUUCUUACCGCAUCCUUUCCGAGAAGAAAAUGAAAUUAUAUUAUGUUGGUCCUUUUUUCUACACUUGUGAGACUAAACCAACCCCUACUACUGGUUAUUAGGGUUUGUUUUUUCAUUGAAUUUUGUUUUGUUUUAGAGUUUUUGGAAUCGAAAUUGAUUUGAUUCUAAUUGCUUUGUUUAUUUUAUUUUUAAUAAUUCUUUGUUUGUUGUUGGUUGUUCUUCUGUUGAAUUAUUUUCAUUUGUAAUUUCAUUCAUUAAGAGAUCUGUAAUUUUGAUCUGAUAUAAACAUGUGUAUUCUUUUAUGA